Molecule: messenger RNA, 2082 nt
Organism: Sphaeramia orbicularis (orbiculate cardinalfish)
Lineage: Eukaryota; Metazoa; Chordata; Actinopteri; Kurtiformes; Apogonidae
Product: REST corepressor 1-like
Exons: 13
Coding region: 333-1718 (461 amino acids)
Biological process (GO): negative regulation of DNA-templated transcription; regulation of transcription by RNA polymerase II
Cellular component (GO): transcription regulator complex; histone deacetylase complex
Molecular function (GO): transcription corepressor activity
Source: RefSeq, a predicted model, not a curated record
AGUGUGAACUCAUCAUGUGUUCAUGUUGAGGUCACGUGUUCGUGUGACGUCACACGUGAACACAUGAACAGUCUCUAAUCGAGCUUCUCCGUAUUUGAUCUUCUUCCUUGUUCUGGUCCGGUUCUCCUCCGGGUUCGGGUCUUCUGUUGGUUCUGGUCCCGAUCCCAGCCGGCAUUUUGGGUGAGUUCGGCUGGUUCUUGUUAGUUCUGGUUCGGGCUGGUUGUUCCAGAACUUUUAGGAGUCGGUGUUAGCUCCGUUAGCUUAGCCGUUAGCAGCCUCCCAGUUCUCAGACCCGGUUCGCGGUUGACGGGCGCGCCGAGGCUCCAAUCCCGAUGCCCGCGAUGCUGGACCGAAACCCGGAGGUCCCGGGGAAGAGGAGAGGCCGGGCCCCGGCGGGCGGGGGCGGCGGAGUCCCUGGGGCGGGCACCAACCCCGGUGCAAAGAGCCUGUCCGGUAAUGGAACCACGGCCAACAGCUGCUGGGAAGAAGGAAGUUCAGGCUCCAGCAGCGAUGAAGAGCAUGGAGGAGGCGGCAUGCGGGUCGGACCGCAGUACCAAGCCGUGGUUCCGGACUUUGACCCAGAUGUGGCCCAGGCUGCUCAGCUCCGAGAGAACCUGGGGAUGUUGGUUUGGAUACCUAGCAGCUGCUUGAACCAGACUCAGCUGGAUGAGUACGUCGCCAUCGCCAAAGACAGACAUGGAUACAACAUGGAACAGGCUCUGGGGAUGCUCUUCUGGCACAAACACAACAUUGAGAAAUCUCUGGCCGAUCUCCCGAAUUUCACUCCGUUUCCUGACGAGUGGACAGUGGAGGACCGGGUCCUGUUUGAACAGGCCUUCAGCUUCCAUGGAAAGAGCUUCCACCGCAUCCAGCAGAUGCUGCCGGAUAAGUCCAUGGCCAGUCUGGUUCGCUUUUAUUAUUCCUGGAAGAAAACUCGCAGCAAAACCAGCCUGAUGGACCGACAGACACGGAAACACAAAAGAGAACGAGACGACAGUGAUGAGGAGGGGGACGACAGUAACGGAAACCUACACAGUGACUCAGAGUUCGACCAAACCAAAGACGACAAGAAGGAGAUGAGUUCUGCAUCAGAGAAGUCAGAGGUCAAACCAUCUCCAGGGUUAGGGUUAAAGUCGUCCCACUCGUCCUCUGGAGGUAAAGCAGCUCAGCGUGUGAAGAAACGUCCUCCUAAGGGGAUGUUUCUGAAACAGGAGGACGUCCUGGCUCUGUCCAGCAGUGCCCCCUCUGCUCAGGGACUGAUACGCCAACUGGACUGUCAACUGGUGUCCAUCAAGAGACAGAUUCAGACAAUGAAACAGACGAACAGCGCUUUGAAGGAGAAGCUGACCACAGGACUGGAUGAGUUCAGGCAGCCAGAGGUGAAUCAGAAAUUUAACACUCGCUGGACCACAGAGGAGCAGCUGCUGGCUGUUCAAGCUAUCAGAAAAUAUGGGCGGGACUUCCAGGCGAUCUCUGAUGUUAUUGGUAACAAGUCGGUGGUCCAGGUGAAGAAUUUCCUGGUGAACUAUCGUCGGAGGUUCAACCUGGAUGAGGUUCUACAGGAGUGGGAGGCGGAGCAUGGGCUGGAGGGUGGAGUGGGGGGCGGAGAUGAGGACAAAAUAGACGUUUCACCCUGUGAGGAGGAGGAGCCUGUCACCAAGGAGACAAAGGAGGAACCCUCAUCUGCAGUGGAAUCCCAGAAUCCUCAGGGCUCCUGAGAAUGUCUGACCUUUGGAUUUUUAUUGGUCAGUUUUUGAUUUGUAUUAAUCGAACUCUCACCUGAUGAUGUCACUGCUUUGGACCAAUAAGGCUCCUGAGACCUGAAAGUGGGUGUGGUCUCUUUAAACCUAUAUGUUUUUUGUUUUUCAUAAUCUCUGGUUUUAUUUGGCUUACGUCAGUUUGCUUUGUUUGUUUGUUUGUUUGUUUUGUGUAUGGGUGGGGCUUAUGGGCAGUGGGAGGGGCCUGUGCUGCCGAUGUCAUUUGAGUGAAAAUAAAACCAAAGUUACCAAAUAAACACGUUUGUUUACUUUAAAACCUGGAAUGUUUGAUAGUGUUAAAUGUGACACACACGUCACAACUGAC